AUGUCCGCGUCCGCCAACCAAGCCAUUAUUGCGCAACAAAUCGGAUAUGUGUUUCGGGAUAAGAGCCUUUUAGAUCAAGCGUUGACUGCAGCUGGUGCAAAGGAAGAUAACUAUGAUGGCAACAGAACCCUUGCCCAGAUUGGAAAGGCUUUCGUCGAUUUGGCAUCGACGAGAUUCGGAUACAUUUCCCACACGAAUCCUGUAUCUUGA
Messenger RNA from Talaromyces atroroseus, 210 nucleotides. RefSeq lists its product as hypothetical. Lineage: Eukaryota; Fungi; Ascomycota; Eurotiomycetes; Eurotiales; Trichocomaceae. Bases 1 to 210 code for a protein of 69 amino acids. The transcript has 2 exons. Gene Ontology annotation, biological process: RNA processing. Gene Ontology annotation, molecular function: ribonuclease III activity. The record is from RefSeq and is a predicted model, not a curated record.